GAUUUUGGCAAGAGCAGUUUGGUUACAAACUAAAUUAUUAUAUUUUUUAAGUUGUGAAUAAAACAUAAAAAGUAAAAGUAUUAUGUCUAAAAAGAAUUGCAAAAUGCAGCUAAGAUUGUGAACAGAGUCAAGUGGUUAAAUUUGUGUAAAAGUUAACAGGAUAAAGACGAAAUAGUUUCGACUACAGAACUGUGCGAAAUUUGGAAAUUAUAAAUGACAAAGUAUUAUUGAGUGAACCUAAAAUGAAUCCCUCCGAGCUGCGUAUGAUGUGGAUGAGUCACUAUAAUCCAGAACGCAUCACAGUGGAGGACGCACCCUCAUUCUUUGGACAUCCAUCAGUGGGACUUUCUGUAAUGGACGAUUUAUCCUCACAUCAACCAACAAUGGAUUUGAAUCCAAUGAUGAGUAUUGUUGGGGGGGAUUUCAGUGGUCAGGCGGCAGCAGCAGCAGCGGCUGCAUUGGGCGUACAACCAACAGCUCUUAUUGCGGCCAAUUCCAAUGAUAUUUACGGUCUAGCACAAGUAGGCGGUUUGCAUCAGCAAUUACUGCAACAAUCGGCCGCAGCUGUUUUUCAAAACUACACGGAAGUUAUAGACGACGACGAUGGCACAGGAAGCGGCGUAAUAGGUGGUGACAACAGCGUUUGUGGCAAUGUCAGCGUAGAUAAAUCAUUGUCCACACAAUUUGUACAUAAUGAUGAACCACAAACCAUCUAUGAUCAAUUGGAUGAUGGUAGUUAUGACGGUGGUUUAGCACCGAAACAGGAAAUUAUAAAUAUUGAUGAUUUCGUUAUGAUGACGGACUCGAAUUCAUACGAUGGUACAGAAUUUAUGGCUGACGAGCGAGAAGUGGCCGAAGGGAGUAGUGGUGGCGUUGAUAUCCCACAUGCACAUGGCAUGGAUGAGAAUGGUGUGCUAGUCCCUUUGGAUAGUGGACACAAAUUAAUAGGCGAUAGUGGCGAUGAGGUGAUGGUGCCCGCCACCACAACGGCCGCAAUGCAGGCAACAGCUUCAACCUCAGCAAGAGGAUUUGGUGGAGGUGGAGGAACGGGACACCAUCGCUCAUCGCAACGUAAGACUCGAAAAAUAGAACCAGUUAACAGGCCAGGACUGGUGCUGAAAACACCAAUAGCAUAUAAGGGGAACAUAGAUCCAUCGGUCAUACCAAUUCAGAAAGACGGCAUGGCCGUCUGCGAGCGUUGCGGCGCAAUUGGUGUAAAGCACACAUUCUAUACGAAAUCUCGACGUUUUUGCAGCAUGUCCUGCGCUCGCGGUGAACUCUAUUCAUUGGUAGUCAACAACACUAAAAUGGCUGGCGGUGCGCAACAACAACAACAGACGAUUUCCAAUUCCCCCGUGCAAGAUCAUAUCGAUGGUGCAACUGGCAGUAACAAUGGUAAUAGCAACGACAUACAGCAACACGAUACACAACCUCAACAAUCAGAUAUUGAGUUGGCGUUACGUGUUGCUCAUAUUAAGAAUUCGAAUUAUCGUUUCCGCAUCACAGACCAAUCGAAAAUUACACAAAUCAACGGGUUUGGCGAACCUGUCAUGUCCACCGAAUUGACUGGCAUGGAUGGGGGCGGCGCAUUAGCGGGUCUAAAUAGUGAGAAUGGCGCCUUAAGUGUAAAUACGGGCGGCUUGGUUGCCACGCCAAAAGCACUUCAAAUGUACCGUGAUGUAUUGCCACAAGAGGACCUGCCGCAAAUACCCAAAUUUGAACGUUUACCAGUUUCCUGCCCACAAAUGGAGAAAAUCAUUAGUAUACGUCGUCGUAUGUACGAUCCGUCGCAUUCAUUUGAUUGGACGCCGCGUUUGUCGCAUCCGAAUUUUUUCGCCGCACCCGUCACUUGCUUUCCACAUGCGCCCGGCUAUGAGGUUUGGGACAGCAUUGGCAUUGACAUGAAAGUUGAGGUGGAGAAUACAGAUUGUGAUAACACGGAAAUUGUGCAGCCAGGGCAGACACCACACUCGUUUUGGGUCGCGACGAUCCUAAACAUUUGUGGAUACAAAGCCCUAAUGCGUUACGAAGGCUUUGAUGAGCCCACACAUGACUUCUGGGUUAAUCUUUGCAAUGCGGAAGUGCACUCGGUUGGUUGGUGUGCGACGCGUGGUAAACCACUCAUACCGCCCCGUACCAUAGAGAAUAAAUACAAAGAUUGGAAGGAUUUCCUUGUGGAACGAUUGUCUGGCGCACGUACACUGCCCUCCAGCUUUUAUAACAAAAUCAAUGACAGCAUGCAGUCGCGUUUCCGACUGGGCUUGAAUUUGGAGUGCGUGGACAAGGAUCGAAUCUCACAGGUUCGCUUAGCAACGGUUACAAAAAUUGUAGGCAAACGGUUGUUUUUGCGUUACUUUGACUCGGACGACGGUUUUUGGUGUCAUGAGGACUCGCCCAUCAUACAUCCGGUCGGUUGGGCGACUACUGUUGGUCACAAUUUAGCAGCACCUCAUGAUUAUUUGGAACGUAUGUUGGCUGGUCGAGAGGCAAUGAUUGAAGUGCAUGAGGAUGAUGCAACAAUUGAGCUUUUCAAAAUGAAUUUCACUUUCGAAGAAUAUUACAUGGAUGGCAAAGGCAAUGGUUUUGUUGAAGGAAUGAAAUUGGAGGCGGUCGAUCCACUUAAUUUAUCAUCGAUUUGUGCUGCAACCGUAAUGGCGGUGCUUAAAUUCGGCUACAUAAUGAUACGCAUCGAUUCUUAUCAGCCAGAUGCAACAGGGUCAGAUUGGUUUUGCUAUCACGAAAAGUCACCGAGCAUAUUCCCAGUUGGCUUCUGCGCCUCAAAUAGCAUAACGUUGACACCGCCCAAUGGUUAUGAUGUCAACACAUUUAAUUGGGAAACAUAUUUACAAGAAACGGGUAGCGUUGCUGCUGGCCAGCAUUUAUUCCAUCGGAUUGUGCCUAAUCAUGGAUUUCGGGUCGGCAUGAGCCUCGAAUGUGCUGACCUCAUGGAUCCACGUUUGGUGUGUGUGGCGACUGUGUCACGCAUAGUCGGGCGUCUGCUUAAAAUACACUUCGACGGUUGGACCGAUGAGUAUGAUCAAUGGUUGGAUUGCGAAUCACCAGAUGUUUAUCCCGUAGGCUGGUGUGUGCUGGUGAAUCACAAACUCGAAGGUCCGCCCGUGCCUGUGCAGGCUACGGCUAAGGCGAACACAAAAACGAAAAGUCCGAAAAAACGCAAGAAAAAAUCCUCAGCAAAAGUUGGUGAAAAUUCAAAUACAGGUAUUUUAAGCAACCGACACAGCAAAUCAAAAAAUUCUCAACUAUUUGUAUUGUCAAUUUCAGCAAAACCACGUACAAUCGCUUUGAAAACGAAUCCGCAUCUUCCGAAGUUGAGUAUUAAACUCGAACUCAAGCCAGAGCAUCAUAAUGCCGCUUUCUACGAGGAUAAUAACGAAGAUGAUGACGACGAUGGUGACUAUGAAGAGGACAGCACCAGUCAUCGCUCCGGUCAAUCCACACCACUCUCACAUAACGAUGGCAGUCAGCAGGCGUUGACUGAAAAACUCAGCGCCGCGCAACAAGGCACCACGCCACAGGCGGCCGCGACAACGCGUUGUGGCAACGCGGCCGUAAAGAAAUCUGUGUCGCCAGCACCGCCAGUUGUGGGACGAAAAGCCACCAGCUACAUUGGGAACUCAUCCGUCUGCAAUAGCAAGUACAUUCCGCGUCUGAUUGAGUCCUCUUCGAACGAGAACAACAGCAGCAGUAGUGGUGGCCACAGUAACAGUCAAAACGCGGACCCACAAGCAGACCUCAUACCCGAUACAUGGAAUGUGUACGACGUUUCACAAUUUUUACGCGUCAAUGAUUGUACAGCUCACGGCGACACAUUUUUGCGUAAUAAAAUCGAUGGCAAACGUUUGCUGCAAUUGUCUAAAGACGAGAUAAUCACUUUGCUUGGCAUGAAGGUGGGGCCAGCGCUCAAGAUAUCCGAUUUGAUACAGCAACUCAAAUGCCGCGUUAAUCCCGGUAAAUCUAGAAUGCAUAAGGCAAACAAAACGUUUUUAUAGUGCCUUUUGAAGCGAACGCGUCAAAUAGUAACAUCAGCACCACCUAAACCGACAACAUUUCGUAUUAAGCUCUCACACAUAGCAACGCGUCACAAUAUUGUAACGUAUCUAAUAUGAUUACAGUAGCCCCUAAGAAACUACUUACAUAUGUAUAUCUCGAUACAAAACAGGCAUACUACGCAGUAUGAGUGCAUGCUGUAAUUAUGUGUAAUAUAACAAAGAAUAUUUACGAAGUGCGUUGGAGUACAAUGCUGAGAGAUGGUUGAGUUUGCUGUCAAUUGGAACAAUUAUAGGGUAAAUGAGUAAAUUGUGUUAAGUAAAAGCAUGCUGUAUGAGACAAAACUUUCAGCAUCAGCAGCAGUUAAAUGCUAAGGAAAACCAUAGCAAAAAAUAACAACAACCAUGAAAAAUUUAAUAUAUUAAUUACAGUUUUCUUUAAUGACGUAGAAUAGAUACUUAUUUUAUAGAAUUCUCACUUCAUACAUAUUUUUAAUAUAUCUAGUACACAGUAACUUUAUUUUAGUUAAAAAAACGAAAAGGCAAAAAAUACCUUUAUGUAUACAUAAUUUUGUGUAAUUCUUUGCUGUCAAUAAGAAGACGAGGUGAACGAAAAAUAUAACACUUACGUAGACUGAGAACAAUUAUUAAAUGAGAAAACAGUAAACAUAAUUUAUUACUAAAAUACUAUUGCAUACUUACAAUCAAUUACCAUUGCAACAACAACACAAUGUUUUCUACCGUUAGGCAUAAUAGCACUACCCUCAACACACACACACACACACACACACACACACACAAACAGUAACCACGCAAUAUAAAUGCCUUUUAAAUGAAAAAAAAAACAACAACAAUAUAAA
Molecule: messenger RNA, 4867 nt
Organism: Zeugodacus cucurbitae (melon fly)
Lineage: Eukaryota; Metazoa; Arthropoda; Insecta; Diptera; Tephritidae
Gene: Sfmbt
Product: polycomb protein Sfmbt
Exons: 9
Coding region: 243-4010 (1255 amino acids)
Biological process (GO): heterochromatin formation; regulation of DNA-templated transcription
Cellular component (GO): nucleus
Molecular function (GO): zinc ion binding
Source: RefSeq, a predicted model, not a curated record